This is a messenger RNA of Amoebophrya sp. A25, 13696 nucleotides long. The record is from the annotation of a GenBank genome assembly. NCBI's taxonomy places the organism in Eukaryota, Dinophyceae, Syndiniales, Amoebophryaceae.
AUGAGGGAUGAGUUGAAAACAGAGAGGGAGCAGCUGGAAGGCAGCUCAAAAAAAAAGCAGGAGCUGGAAGAGGAGUUGGCCGCUGAAAGGGAUGCCUUGUCACACGAAGAAGACGCGAUCAAACGCGUGAGUUAAGUCACUUUUCCAGAUGAAGUCGAUCCAUCUCAGGAAGCAUCCUGGUUGCUUGUAGUUCUUUCCAGAUAUUGAUAUAAGACGAUACCCAUAGAGAUUUAUUCUGAGAUAUCCACUAGUCCACUAGUCCACUUCCAUUUUUAGGAUGAGAUUUCAGUAUAACCAGUAUGCUUGAACGAGGAUGGCGCUGGACAGCUAUGCUGGGAAUCUCCAAUUGUAGGACGAGAUCGAAGAGCACCAGGCCGCAAGUAAGAGAGAGGAGGACGCAGCAAGCACGGCACAGGCGAGGGGGGUGGCUGCCACUGAGGCAGAAGUUAUGCAUUCAUCUUGGUUUAUACUGUAGUGAUUAUCACAUCUCCACUGGUGGGUAAAAUUAUUCACCAAUAUGUCGUGUUCUCAUAGGUUAGGUUGAUCAUUAGUUCUUAGGCUUCUAGUUGGCAUCCGCCAAGAUCUAGUAGCCCAUGCUGGCGUUGUUAGGUACUUCGCUUACACCGUCCGAUCAAUCUCUGUCGGUUCAUUCUUAAAAGGGAGUUUUGGGUGUUGGACUUGAGUAAAAGAAGGGGGGAAGAAGUGACUCGAUGUGCUCAAAUAGAUUCUAAAAAACAAACUUUGACGAACGAAAUCAUUGAUGAACUGAGACGCAGAUCGACUGGAUUGGAAAAUGAAGUGGCGCAGGAACGCCAGCGGCACCAACAGCAGGAGGACAGGUUGGCAGGUGAAAGGACAGAAGCAGAGGCCCUGGAGAACAGACUUCUGGGCCUCAGGACCCAAAGGGAUGGGGAGCAGCGUUUGCUCACGCAGGAGCGGGAGUACGCAGAGGCUGAGCUUGCUCACAGCAAGGCCACUGCAGAGACUUACGGCUCAUUUUGACAGAGAUUGGAGAUGAAAGCUAAGUUUCUAGAACGAUGAUUAACCUCUAUCUUUUUACAUUUAGUUGCUUGCGCAUCACGACACGGCGAUUCUACCACAUCAUGCUGGACUUGCUCGUGAUCAACAAUCACUUACAUCUGGUUACAACAUCAUAACUAUAUCUUUUUACAUUUCGUUGCUUGUGCAUUCAAAAUUCUUUCCCACGGCAAGAACAAGAUAAUUAUAUCGCAGGCAAGAACGAGAUAAUUAUAUCGCGGCAAAAACAAGAUAAUUAUAACUACCUGAAACAGGCUGCAGAUGCUUCGGGGACAUGAUGGAAGUCCAGUUACAAACUUACUCCAUAGAAAUACUGACUUUGAAAAGUCCUAGGUAAACCUCACUAUAUCGCAGGAGAGGAUCAGUGUUCUGCAAAUAGUGUCAGAUUCAUCAAAAAAGGACUGGCCAAGAAAGAUAAACUUGUAUUAUCACAAAUAUCGUGUUAUUAAGCGCUAACAAAGGUUGCGUAAUGAGCUUCAAGGUGAAUGGGAAGACGAGCGAGAACUUCAACACCAGUCUCAGACAGAACAGGCUGCAAAGGAAGAUACGCAGACUCAGCUCACAAGGCUGAACGAGGAGGAAACGACUCUGAAAGAGCAAAUAGAUGCGGUCAAGAAAGCGCACGCAAGGGAGAUCGAGCUAAGAUUGAAAACCUUUCUCCCACCACAAUACACAGAUUCCAUUCGCCUAUUUACGACUAUGUGUUGUGGAAUUCUUCAUGACUUUUUGGCAGAUGUAGUUGUAGAACUUGUAGUCUCUACUUCAAAGAUUUCUUCGACGUUCUUACAAUUUGUCUUACUUCCUCGUCUGCUUACUCCCUCGUCUUACUCUCUUGUCGAUCAUACUUUCUCUUUCUUACAAAAUACGACUAGUUUCUUAUCGACAAAAACGACGGCCUCAUCCUCUAACGAAGGAGAUCAGGGACCAGGAUGCGCAAUUGGAAAGAGAGAUUGGUGUAGUGGAGUCUGCCAAGAUGCCACUGAGAGUUGCGGAGGAGCAAGAGUUGGAAGCACUCCGACAACAAGAGGGUCAAGAGGCCGAGGUAGAAGAACGUAUAAGAUUAUGGCUUCGUUUUUUCAUUAAUAAACAAGGUAAAUCGAACCACCUGCUUGCUGUGACAAUUCAAGUCACUUCCAAUGAGCAGGCCUUUGCAAUGUACUACUAGAGAACCUCCAAGUGACGGGACCGCCUCACCCUUUCGCAUGCAAGUCUAUUAGGACAGAUGAUAGUGAAAAAUGUUUACCACUAAUAAGAGAAAUACAGGAAAAGAUCUCAGCAGCGAGAGUUGAGGAGGCGAAUCUCGAAGCAGAGCGUGAAGAUCGAUUGACAAGUGAGCUCCACCAGCAGCAGCUCUCGAGAUUGCGUGAGCGUCUCGCGGAUCUGAAACGAGAGACAGAAGUGCUGAAGAACCAACGCGACUUCGAAAUAGAGGAGUUCGAGACUGAGGAGGGCAGCGUGCAAGAACUGAAGCUCAGAGAAGAGGCCUUGCAAAAUGAAAAUACGGAGCUGCGCACGGGCCUAGCCACUCUGAGGGAGGGUCUGGCCAGGGAAAAGCACAAUCGAGAACAAGCAAACAAUGAGUUGCCAGAAGAACUUAGUAUUUUACACGAUCAGGCCAGGGCAAACAGAGUCGCGACGUUGGAAAGCGAAACAGAGCAUUAUCAUACAACGGAGAUCCCUGCGGAAAAAGGGGCUGCGAGUGUCUCGGAGGCGCAUGCAACGCGAUUGCAAGCAGAGGAAGUAGCGCUUCGCGAUGAAAAAAUCACAGAGGACACCGCACGAAACGAACAAAUUGUUAAGUCCAAGUUCUUCUAGAUGUUGCCAUCCCACUACACGACCUAUACUGAAGUACUUCAAGACUGAACAACAACUUCAAGACAAGCUCUUCAUUCAACUUCAAGACAAGCUAUUCAUUAUUGUUCUGCUACCAAAAGUUCACAGCGUUUUAUUUACGAAAAAAUAUACAACAUCUCUCUGCAGCCCUUCUAAUGUUCCCGGGCAGAGGACAAAACUAGAGGAGGAACGUAGAGAGAACACCGAGCUGCAGAACCAGAGGGAACAGGCGGAGGCAGACCGUAAUCGCGCUGAGUUGGAUCUUGUGCGGAGUAAAGCUACUCGCGAGGCCGAACUCGAGCUGGAGCUCGUGCACGCCGGCCAGAGGAGCGAUAGAGCAAAUGGUGAGCUCGUUAUGGAGAGAGAAAAAGAAAACCGGCUGAUCGGGAGUCGAGCGGUCGCGACCGAUGAAGUAACACCAGCGGUCGGGGCCAUUGGAGCAGCAGAAGUAACAGCAGCGGACGCUGCCAGGAGCCGUGGUUUACCUGAUGACGAUGCGAUUGUUAAGCAGCUUCAAGAUGAAAUCUCAAGUCAACAAAACCAGGCUGCAGAGGUACAACGGGAAACCACAACGAGCGAGGAAGAAAUUUCGCAGGAAGAGAGAUUGGAACGAGCUCUGGAGGAUGAUUGAGGCCUGGCUCUACUCAUGCGUACAAAAGGAGUCAAAGCUCUCAAAUAAGUAAAUCAUGUUUCACGAAAAACGCGUAGUUCGCGUGUUCUUUCGCCAUGAUGAAGCAAGCAUUUGCAUUACCUUUUUUUUGAAUUCAAUCACUUUCACGCACUCUAAGGAAAGCAGCGAUUGCGGAUCGAACUGUUGGAGGAGCUUGAGCUCGAACGGGAAAAACUUAAGAGUAGAUGAACAAUUAUCCCUGUGUAAGAAACCAUAACGACGACCCCUGAGGUUCCGGCUAGCAAGUCAGGAUCUAUUCUCUUUCUAUCCUAAAUGUAGCCAUCCAUCUAUCUACCUUCGCCGCUGCUACGUCCCUCCUCUUCUAAGUAGAAAACCGAAUCCCAAAACGAGAAUGGUAAAGCCUUGAGUCAGGAAGCUACAAACGACGAAAUUAGACAGGGAAACUCUGAACUGGAAACUGAGAUUCAAGCGACAAGCCGGCAACUGGAACUAUGGCCAUCUUGAAUCGUGAUCCCCUUUUUCUUCAUCUUACAGAGAGAAUAUUUAUUUUAUACCAUUUUUGCUACUGUACAGUUGGUAAGUGUACAAUGGGUAGUACAACGUGAUCAUACUUUAAGCAAAUGAUAACCUAUUACUGCCUGUAGUUCUUGGCUCUUAUGUCCUGCUUACCAGUUAUUUUAUACCAUUUAGUAGAAUCUACUAGAUGGUGCUAGGCUGACUCGGGGAGGGUCUUCUUUGGUACUUACUAGGAAUUUUAUAGUGCAGAUCUUCGUAAUUUGGUCUUCCCUUCCAGGAAGGUUGAAAGAAUAAGAAUACUCACUCUCAAGAGCCCUCUAACGUUGGAGGAAAUAGAGGCAGGCCGAGGUGAGAUUCCUGGUAGUGUGGACCUGAACGCCCUGGUAGACAAGGAUCCGGUCAUACUAGAGGCAAAAAUAUUACGCUUCCUUGAUUCCUCUUCUCAGUCGGACUUAGUCCUGUAGAGAAACUGAAGGCAGCGGUUGUCAACUUGUUUGAGCAUUAGCAGGAUUUUCCUUGUCCUUGGAAGGAGUCAAGGGGAACGAUGUGAGGGGAAAAAGUGAGAAUUCACUUUUGCUCAAGUAGGGUCCUCCCACCCUCAAGUCAACUACACUUAUCAAGGUCGUGGGUUCUCAUAUGCAUGAGUCCGUACUCAGUCCAGAGGCUGUUAGGAAGCACAGAGAAUAUCGUCAACAUCCAAGAAGCGCUAAUAAAAGACACAUUGAAAACGAACAUCGAAGGUGCGGAGGGAGCUCAGGGCAGGAAUUUCGGUACGCGAAGGAGUGAUUGGGUGAGUGCUCUCGAAACACGCAUACGGAACGCCAAUACACGGAAGCAAGGGUUCGAGCAACAAGCUUAAGAUGUAGUGGUCGUAGUGCUCUAUUUUAGGCUGUUUUCUUCGACAUGAUCAUAGUGCUUUAGGCUGUUGUUCUCGACGUAACCUUUGGUCCGUUUCUUCGACCGUGUGUUACAAUAAGUCGAAGCUUUUGAAUAUUUAGGCCUUCCUCUCUAUACUCUACGACUACCUAAUCUACAUCUUAGUAAUUGCUGUGGUUUAUUGCCUCCUUUCUUGGCGUUGGCUUGACAGUCCCUUCGCUUUGCAUCUUCCUGGUGUACUAACACCGACCUCUACUAAUCAUGCUCCUUUUUCAAAUUAUUGCACUGUAUUUCUUGCGCCCAUACGAGGAGCGUGGAACUUACUACUCAAGACUUGACUCCUUCGAUGCUCUAAAAGAGGCGAGAUGCCAACACUCGUAAGGAUGAGGAGACGACCUUGAGAGACAGCGAGAAGGCGGCGAAGGCGAGGCUAUCAGAGGAGGUGACUUCAGAAAACUCUGAGAUCACCCAAUUGGAAACUUUAUGACCUGUACUUUGUUUUGGUGGAGAGAGAGAAGGUAUUCGUAGUGUAUGGUUCUGGUGUUUGGUAACCUGAAUUUGAUCCUAAGGGUUCUCUUCUUGUUUUCCCUUAUGAUCCAACUCAGGCUAUACCAAAAAUACCGGAACCAUUCACGUAGUUGUGCAAAACAUGAUAGGAAGCGUUCGAGUGUAAAGUAACUCAUUUGAUUAAGAAGGAUAUGAAGACUAUUACUUCCACUAUCGUCUAGAAACUCCAACAUUGAUUAUAGGUGGAAAAAGUAUGAUGUGCGUUUCUCGUUAGUACUGAAAAAUAGAAGAAGUACCUGUAAGAAAGAGUAACUUCUAAGGAGUUAGUGCGAGGACUCCCUUCUUCUGUUGUAUCCCAGACAUUCGAGUUUUUUGGAUGUUGAAGGGAGCCGCACUAACUCCUUAGUUAUACUCUUUCUUAGGUACUUCUUCUAUUUUUUAGUACUAAUGUCUGAGAUACAACAGGAGAAGGACAAAGCCGAGACCGCUCAACGGGAAUUAGCAGAGCUCCCGGACAACAAGAACAGGGAGAUUGAGGCGAUACGACGGGGCCUUCUUCCUGACGAUCCAGCCUUGCAAGAGAAUAUUAAGGCUUACAAUCUUUCAUCUUAAGAAGCAUCUCUGGGCCCUUUUUUCAGGGGAAAGCACGCUUUUGCUUCAAGAUACUUUUCAAGAUGAGGCUCUAAGAAUAUUGACAACGCAAAACGCGAAAAAUGGGAGGCUGAGCAGAAGGAGACGGGCGCAAAGGAUAAUUAUGUUGGAAUGUAGUGUAGAACUAGAAGAUACAUGUGCUGGCUACGCCGAAUUACAAUGAUAUGCUUGUCAUCAAGUAGAUCAACAACUACUCAUCUUUUAAAAUUAUGUACUUGUCAUCAAGAUCAAGUCAUCUAUUUUUGUUUGUUGUAAAAGGAAUAUAUGUACUGUAUGGUCUUCCUGGGUCCAUCUCAUUAUUUUGCAUCCACCUCUUGAAGAGCAGGAAAAUAUCCAUGUUUUCUAAACAAGGAAAACCAGCGAGGAAGCCGCAGAAGCGCAGCACGAGCAAAAUGCAAAAGAUGCAGAAGAGGAAACUCAGAGGCUGAAUGUUACGGUGAUUCAAAGAUGCAGAAAUUUAGAUUUUACAUCAAGAAUGUAAGCACUUUGUUCUAUCAGUAGUAGGUUAUUGUUCCGUAUCCAUCUACGCACUAUACUUCCAUAACCGUAGACUGACAUGUUUAGCACACACAUGACAUGACAUGAUAAUUCCGUUACCGAUUCUCUAUCGUGCUUGAUGAUAGUCUUCCCGUUACCGGUUCUAAGUUUCCAGCAAAAACGGUAGCGGACGAAACGGCAGACGCGGCACGGACUGCAGAAACAGCAGCAAAUGAAAGGAAGGCCAAAGCAGACGGGGAGAAAGAUGAUGCAGAUGUUAAGGAUUGGCUAGUCUAAUGUGUCGAGAAGUACAGUUCGUUUGCUAGGAGUACUCAACAAACAAGGCAUUUUCAUGAAAAUGAAACUUGUUGUUGUAAUAUAAGUAAACAUGUUACUCUAGUACUAUGUAUUGAAUCGAUUCUAAGAACUCUUCAUGAAAGAACUUCUUGUUUCUCUAAGAAAUCCAAAUCUGCAGAAAGCGAAACAGCGUUGAAGGAAUUUCAACGGCAAAUAGCAGCUGCCGAAGAGGAGAUAGAGAGGGCGAAGACUGAGACUGAAGAGCACAACGCAGAGGCAGAGGUUGCAAAUGCACAGAAGGAGAAGGCGAAUACAGUUAAGAAAACAAGUACUUCCGAAUCGACUAAGCUCGUUGAUGAUCAAGAAACGAAGUAAAUACUUAUUUUACUUAUCAUUAGUUGAUAUGAUAGCUUCCUGCUUAUCAUAACUUCCUUCCUGAUGAUAUAGGGUUAGGGUACCUUCUUAACGAAGACGCCGCUCACCCUAUCUUCUAUGUAGUACUUUUUGGUUGCAGCUUGUAUCUUCGUCUAACGUGGAGAAGACCGAAGCAGACACCGCACGUGGUGCUCUAGAGGACGAAGAUAAGAAAGUAGGCGAAGAAGUAACAGAGGUUGCGCAACAAAAAACGGGUGUUGAGGAGAGCACGAAGACUUAGGGCAAACGAUGACGUAUACAGUUAGAACGGUAGAUCUUCAAGCACUGGAGCCGUUUCAUGUCGAGGACGCUUCGUGUGAUAUAAGUAGAUCAAUUACUUCUAGAGAGGUCUUAUCUCCGACUCCGUUCUGGCACUUAUUUUACGCUUAAAACGUUACCAAAGCUCAUGCCAUGAUCGAUGGAGAUGGGCGCGAGCUCCUUUCUAAUCCAAUACCCAAGCAGCAGCCUCAGAAGCAAACCAAGGUGCAGAGAAGGCGAUAGAAAUGACUCAGGCUGUUGCACGAGAAGAUGAGAAAGCUGGAGAAGCCCAUCAAGAAUUUGUCAGGCAAGCCUACCAGCAAAUUGAGACGAAUCAAGAGGCUGUUAAGCUAUGACUGAAUUCUCUUUGACAAGUGUACAUGUCAACGCUUAGUGCUGCUGGCUUAGUGGUUUAGGCGUUGGCCUGUACGCUUAUCAAUCACACUACCGGGGUUGGCUCGGCCGCCUUUGUUGCGGUCUCUGUCGCUAGGUGCCCCCUGCCGUGGCUAGGUGGGUCACCGCCAUGCGUGCGGCCGGUAUCACUAGGCUGCCAGGCUCCUAUACGUCUGCGCCAUUCUCGCGAUCUCAGCGGCCAGCCCCCCCUCGUUUGGUGGGGGCGGUUGAAUUUGCCGAUUUCGGGCUCGUCGGUGGCUGCGUCUUGCACUUGGCUCAUUCUGUGGCGCGUGUGUGCACUGGGGCGCGCUCAAUCAGACGCCUCUGACCCUUUGGCCUCGGCACGUGUCUGACUCUGUCACUUUUUUGAUAUUACCGGGGCUCGAACGCUAGGUAGUUUGAUUGAUAAGCCUACAGGCCAACGCGUAAACCACUAAGCCCACUACAGCUGGCUUAGUGGUUUUGGCGUUGGCGUGUACACUUAUCUAUCACUCUUUUUACUGUCUGGCUUUUCUUUUUUACUUGGUAGUCGAGAUUUUCUUUUUACUGUUUCGGGGGAAAGAAUUUUUAAGAUAUAUCGAAAGCAUAGUAUUCAGAGGCUGAUAAGGUAGGUGGGAAAGCAACUUUUUAACUUCUCAACAGGCUCCUGAAGGGAAAACAUGCUCUGAUAAGGUAUGUUUUGAAGGGAAAGAAGAACUCUUGUUUGAGAGUUAAGUAACUGAAUAAACAAGAAUCGAGACGAGCGUCAAAGGGUUCCUUCUAAGACACGAAGCAGCAACAGCAGUGGAGGAAAGACAGCAAGAUCUGCGAUCUGCGAUAGGGCAACGGUCCGAUUUGUCAGUCGAUCUCCAGGUUGAAAAAGAGGAAACGAAAGAUUUGUUAUGAAUGAGUCACUUCUUCAUGUUGAAGGAGAAUUCAAUGAAUUCACUGUAGGCUCCUGUCUUCUUGGUUGCACCGACUCCUAGCCCUCAAUCCUAUCCACCUGUAUGAUAAAUAUGAAUCAGAAUUUCAUGUAAGAGAAUCGACAAUCUCCUCGUUCUGGUUCUAAUCUUAGAAAGAAAGGCAAAAGCAUUGCAAUUGUUGAAAGGGCAGAAGGAGGUUAGUGGCGGUUGCCGAGAAUGCGCGGGAGACGCGACUAGACUGGAUAGCUGUGGCUGCGAGGUGCAGACUUUAGAUGAAAAGCGAGCACUGGUGGACGAUGGCAACGACGUGGAGAAAACAAAGUCGAAGAGCCGUAGUGCGGGAAAGAAGCGAACACAUAUGAUCCCCAGGAAUUAGUGGUUUACUUGAGGUCUUGUUUAGAAGAAUUUUUCAAUAAUGCUUAACCUUAAGAUUUAUUCACAGGCCACGUAGAUCAUGUACUGCUACUGGUAGUGGUACAACCUCCUCCAUUUUUUUUCCACUGCUGUGAUUAAUAGACACACUGCUGAGCAAAAGUUUGUUGUCAUCAGUUGCGAUCUCUGCAGGGUUAGUUAAUCUAGCGAUCUCUUUGGGUACCAACUAAAAGAUCUCAUCGCACAACAUAGGUGCCGCAUCGGCAUAUAUGUAUCAGGGAGGGAGGCCCCCCCCGUGGAUGGAGCUGCGGGGGCGUCGGCGCGACCUUUUUUCCGCGGUGGUGACGUGUAAGGGGUUCCGGGGGCGAAGGCCUCAAAAGGCGGAGCCGGGGCCCCAUUGCGGCUCCCCGCGUGUACCCCACAGGCGUCCCGGCUCUUGACCCCUAUCAGGGGAGCGGCCUCUGAGGGCAGGAGGCCGCCGAAGGUAGCCACGGUCGCGGGGCCUGGCCCCGUUGGCCCUCACCCCUCCAAUUCGUGGCAGCUUCAUCCAUCACCAAACGCCCGGGGGGUUGAGGACCAAAGGCGAGGAGGAGGGGGGGCAAGGCGUGCCCACCUGGGUUUGGUCGGAUACAUGCAGCACGGCGAAAGGGGUCAAGCCGUGCCACCUGCUGCCCUCGGAGGCCUUCCACCCCUGGCUGCCGGGGCUUGAACGGCCUCAGGGGUUUGGGUUCUGUAGGGUACAAGCAAGAAGCCGCGAGGGCGCGAAGGUAGGGGCCUGGAGGCCUUCUUGCCUGGCAUUCCCUCGAGAAAAAGGGUCGGGGGCUGGAGGCUCCUCCCUUAAAAAUUCAGCCUUGAGCCUUGGCACAGGUAUAGAAAAUUGGACACUUGCCCAGUAGAUCUCAAGAUCUGCAAGCAAAAGCAUCUAACAACAGAAUCAGAAACGUGAAGGCCCCAGGGGAAAAAGGCGGGAACUCGUUUAUUGAGAACGAAUCUUUUCUUGAGAAUAACGAAGACGGGACUGUUCUCGAGGCUUAUGAUCAAUGUUAAGGAGGGGGGGAUAACGAUAAGGUAAUCCAUUCUUGAGCACGACCACCUCUUGUAACGAGCACUUCCCAUGUUGAUUCGACUUUGAGUUCUCGUUCUAGUUAUAAAUAUCGCUAGAACUAGUAGAAAGAUGAGUAGUAACUAGAACUAGUAGAAAGAUGAGUAGUACUACUCCCGCUUCUGGUUGUAUGUUCCACAACCACAUCUGGUUUUACCUUUCUCUAGUUCCUUCUAGAUUCGGUUUCACCUCCCUGCCUCUCCACUUCUAACCCCAGGACGACGAAAUUGACGGUUUUGCAGCUGCCGCUGACGAGAAUUUACCCUACGAGGAUUUUUUCGUGAUGUGGACAAUUUCACCUGAUUUCACACGUUUGGCAUUCCUCUCAUCUUAUGAAGAUCAUCUUACUGUGUUCUUGUUGUACAUUAUAUAAUUACACGUUUUUCUCCCGUGGUUGGUUUUGUUUGGAGAGUUGCCAUCUUCCAUGUCGCCCUUUUCAAUUCCAGAGAAUCAUACAGAUGGACCAUUCUCCAUUUUUUUUUUCCACAGCAUCAAGCAAGAGAAAAACCUCCAACAUCGAUCCUUGUUCAUACUCUCCCGUCGAUUCUUUCGAACUCGUUCGACGUUGUUAUCCUUGCUCUAGUGCUGAUUCCCCUGGUUGCAGUUCCUCUGAGGUGUCACUGGGUCGAGCUGCGACAGAGGAAAUUGCUGCAGUUCGCGGCAAGGCGUGUCUUCAGUGCCGCAAUCCAUCUGGAGCAAGAACAAGUGCUGCAUUAUGGAGGGAGACUAGAGAUUGAUGCGUCUUCUCCAUCCUAGGUCAGUCCCUCCAAGUAACGUGUGAUCUUCUAGUGUAGAAUUGCUGGCCGCGACCUUCUGUUUGAAAUAGGCUCUCUUUUCACUAAACUACCUUUACCUGUUCCAUCUAAUAUAUAAUAAUUACUGAUAGAUGUUACUCUUUUGAGAAGAUAUUCAGUGUUUUGGUCUUCCAUGGUCCACCUCGUUAUUAGAUGGCCAUCUUCUGACGGUCUGCUCUGGGCUACUCCGACUGAGUGAGCGGAUGUUGACCUUCAAAAAAAAAUUAUUAAAAGUAGGAGCAGGGGCUCUUGAGGCUUUUUAAUGAGAUAAAUAGUGGAUGAAGAUGGAGAUGGAGUAAAGUAGUAAUUAGAUUACAUGCGGACAAUUGCUGAGUCAUGAGAUUUUUCUUCUAAUCACACCUUGCUGCAGCCAAACAAGGCGAGACAAAGGCAGACUCUUCUAGUAGUACUCCUGAGGGGUUGGAACAAAAAGAAGAUGCCGAUGUCAGCAAAAAGGAAGGUGCAUCAUCCGACAAAGCAGAAUGUGCAUCUGCAUGUUCACCACGAAAAACUAGUACUAGUAGUGAUUUAGUAUUCCCCCUACAACCACCUGGUAACUUUACUAGUGGUGGUUCAGCUUUCUCUUCCGCCAGUGCCUCAUCGUCGUUCACUGGCGGUGAUGAAAAAUGUCUCCCUAGUGACACAUCCAGUGCCAUGCUCUCGGCUGCUUUACAUUAAGAAUAUUAGCUGUGCUGCUAGUCCUACAUAUCAUGUCAAUUUGACCACAACCACAAGUAGUAGUCCUAUCAUGUCAAUUUCGCCACAAGAACCUCGCUAGUCCUAUGUCAGUUUGACCACGACAACCACAAGUAGUCAUUAUUAAGCAGGAUAGGGAUACUAAAUGCCAAACGGUACUAAAUAGAGAGUACUAGAACUACAGUAGUUCUUGGUACCAGUUCGUUGUACUUAUGUAAAAGUCCCACUUCGCAAUCUUCUGAUACUCUAAGAAGGAUCUAUCCUGGACAGAUUUUUCCCGGAGCAAGGUGGCUGUAUCGAGUUGCUAGAGGGGCGGGCUGCCUUACUCUUCUAUUAUUUGCAGUUGAUGGACAUGGACGAGAGCAACAGAUGGUCGGGAGACGAUGAAGAGAGUCUAACUUCAACUAGGCUGAGAAAGCGCGAUUCCGAUCGAUUGCUUUUGGAACUGUUGCAGCCUGAGCAAGGCAAAACCGAUUUCUUGUAUGGACAAAGCCACGAUGAGAUUGGGGAGACUACGAAAGCAUUUUCGGAGCCAUUAUUUGCGUCAUCGGUAUAAAUCCAUUUUUAUGGCACUGAUUCUGAUUUUUUUAUGUCUUCUCUUUCUAUCUUUCGUCUUCAACAUCCUUCUAGGUCCAAGAAAUGAUAUCUUCUCUUUCUAUCUUUCGUCUUCAACAUCCUUCUAGGUCCAAGAAGUGAUGUCCACCGCAAAAACAUUCACAGUGUCUCCGCAAGCUCUCGACUUUCGGAGAAUGGGCAACUCGCGGACCUUGGCUUUCGACAGAUGAUGCCGAUUCAAUGGGUGGCGGUGCAGGUUCGUCCUUAGCAUGCAGGACGCCACAUGAGCUGCCUACCUUGGAAGAGGAUUAAAUUGAAAGGGAGAAGGCGAUAGUCUUACAAGUUUAUCAGAAGUUUCAGUGUAUCUAUUUCAAUUCCUUGAACAUUUUGUUAUCUUUAUCUUAUCUGUUUCGUUAUUAUUUUUUGUCAUUUCAUUUGCAUCGUCGUAUUUCCGGAUUUUGGUUAAAUUUGCUGUUAGAGAAAUGUGUACUUUACUUUUGUUUACUAACUAGAAGCUAGUCAGUGUGUCAGUUUGGUAUGUAACUUCAGUAGUUCUUGGUUUCGCGACGUUGUGGCCACGAACACGCACACUCUCGGCGGAGACGUCAAAUCACCGUAAAAUUUAUUUGCAAACUCAAGACAAGAAAAACUAAUCACCCAGUAAAGCCGAAAAAAGAGCAAAAUAGCACUGUUGUAGGUUUUCAAAAUUUUCACUAUCGGUAACAAUUGAUUCCUGUUAGCUUGCUACUAAAAGAGAUUUUUUUUUUUGAUAUUUUCAAAGGUAACAAACUAACAACCGCGUCGGUUCUUGAAGCCCAACAUUGAUGUAAGACUCACUUAUAACACACACACUCCAGGCAGCACUUUGUUUAGUAUUUAGCGGCACCUCCGAUUUUUCAAUUCCCACUAGUAGUAUCAGACAAUAAAGACCAAAGGACACGACAUCGACAAUCAAGUAACUAUAAAUAAUUAAGGUAAAAACUAAGUAAGUAGAACAUCAACCUUUUUUUGAAAUUAUAUAGAUACUCCUUUUUGUCCAGGGGGGCCUACAACUAUGUAGAGAAAGAGGCGUCACCACUUCUGAAGAGAACGACAAUUGUCUUCGGGUUGCAAACACCAUGAAUUUUUAUGAUUUUUAUAAAGGACGGACGAUUAUAAGGUAAAAACUAAGUAAGUAGAACAUCAACCUUUUUUUGAAAUUAUUUUUCGACAAAGGUGUAGUAGGGACCAAGGGACCACUGACUUUGCUCUCAAUUGUUGCUCCAUGGAGGAGCGUGAAGAUGAAUUGUGUGGAAAGUAGUAUGGAUCAGAAUACUGAGUAUUAUGUGGAGAUGAAAAAAUCGAAGAGUAGAGCAGUUGUAACCCGCGUGUGGCAGAUGAUGGC